GGAUGACUGUUGCUCACGACUCUCCUUUCUGAGUGUAUUCUUGCUCUUUGCUCUCGCCGCGCAGCACCCUACCCGAAGCAGCUCGUGGCAGGCCUCGCAUACACCCGCGCGCUUUAUCCGCCUGUCGCUCGCUCGCUCGCGCACUCGUCAUCCCCACACUCGCUGCAUCACCCUGUCCAAACACUGACGGAGCCCUUCGCACGGCGUUUGGUGAAACGCGAACCGAUUCUGCUCCCUCGAGUGCGCGCCGUCGUUGCCGUCGUCGCUGCCGAACCGACUGCCCACGUUGCUUAAUUGCGGUGUCUGUGCCUGUGCCUGUGAUUGCGCUUUCGCCGAGGCCGCGACUUCGACCCUAUCGAUAGAGCACGUAUCCCGGACGCUGCGCACGAACGUACACCUCGAGACGGACGCGACACCACGGCGAUCACAUAUUCAUAACCUUGCGGAAGAGAGAGCAAAGGGCCUCAGGGACCUUUUGCGGCAGUGCGAUGGAAGACAAAUAUGUCGGCCUUAUACUGGCCGUAUCUUCAUCUCUUGCGAUUGGCACGAGUUUCGUCAUAACGAAAAAGGGUCUCAAUGCUACGGCGGAAAAGCAUGGCUUCAACGGAGAAGGCUUCUCGUAUCUACAAAACCCUACGUGGUGGGCUGGCAUGGUUACCAUGGUGCUCGGUGAAAUCUUCAAUUUUGCAGCAUAUGCAUUCGCGCCCGCCAUUCUGGUGACCCCGCUAGGAGCGCUAUCAGUCCUCAUCGGAGCGGUUCUGGGAUCGUAUUUCCUCCACGAAUAUCUGGGGCUAUUGGGAAAGAUUGGCUGCGCCAUAUGUCUGAUUGGAUCCGUCAUUAUCGUUCUGCAUGCGCCGCCGGACAGGGAGGUCUCGUCGGUAGAUGAGAUCCUCAACUUUGCGAUCCAGCCCGGCUUUCUCUUCUACUGCGCCUUUGUCGCUAUCUUCUCCGUCUUCAUGAUCUACAAGAUCGCACCGAAGCACGGCCGCAAGAACCCUCUUAUCUACCUCUCCAUUUGCUCAACGACCGGCUCUGUUUCCAUCAUGGCUAUUAAAGCAUUCGGCAUUGCGCUCAAGAUGACCUUUGCGGGAAACAACCAGUUCACGCAUCCUUCAACCUACGUUUUCGUCAUAAUGAUUGUCGGUUGCAUUCUCACCCAGAUGAACUAUUUCAACAAGGCUCUGAGCCAGUUCUCCACCAACAUUGUUAAUCCCCUCUACUACGUAACGUUCACGACCUGCACGCUCGUCGCAUCCUUCCUCUUAUUCCGCGGUUUCAAUACGACUUCAGCAGUGAACACGAUAUCGCUUCUCUGUGGAUUCCUCGUCAUCUUCUCCGGUGUCUACCUCCUCAAUCUCUCACGCGACGACCCCGAUGGAAGAGGAGCGAUAGGAAACGACUUCUCAGACGCCCCGCCAACCGACGGUAUUUCAGGGUUCCCCACACGAAGAAGCAUGCAAUUGCGGAGAAGUACAGAUACUGGUGGAUAUAGGAGUCCGUUCCUCGCUGGCACGCCAAACGGACGGGGCAGCAUAUCAGAUCGAAGAGCGCUCAUGCAGGACUAUGAUGUCGAGAACCAGUUCGAGCUCGGCGAUCUGGUCGAAGACUCGGACGAGGGCGAGAACGGCAAGAGGACGAGCUUCGAUGAGGAGAUCUCAGCUCAGAAUGGCGGCCACCCCAGCACCGGCAGCGUAAGAGUCAAGAAAGAAACGGUGCGGACAAAUCGCAAGAGCUCAGAGCGAUGAGCUAGACCGCAACAAUCUUUUCGACGUUCUACUAUUUCUCUUAGACAUGGCGACAAACCUAGAAGGGCCUCUGUACAUAUAGCAUCUGGGCCUCGACGACGGUAGAGAGCGGAUACCGCACGGCUGGCUGCGCGGUCUGGCGUCAGGGUUUCUGUUUUGCUUUGGCAUCGCGGAGUAUGCGAAGUUUCGCAUGGGUAUUGUAUUGGUACGUACACGCGGCGUUUAGGGCAUUUAUGGCAUGAGGAUGGAUUGAAUGGGUUUCGCGGGUCCAAGCACCCUGGAUGAUGGAGCUUUUGUACUUGUACGGAUGGAUAGCAUUGGGUAUGCCUAAGAGGGUGGCGGGCUGAUGAGGCCUGAAUUCUUGCUCGUUCGAGUAGGGAAUGGAACGAUUAUCUCA
This is a messenger RNA of Trematosphaeria pertusa, 2142 nucleotides long. Its product is annotated as DUF803-domain-containing protein. Gene Ontology annotation, cellular component: membrane. The transcript is spliced from 8 exons. Gene Ontology annotation, molecular function: magnesium ion transmembrane transporter activity. NCBI's taxonomy places the organism in Eukaryota, Fungi, Ascomycota, Dothideomycetes, Pleosporales, Trematosphaeriaceae. The coding region runs from base 489 to 1745 and encodes 418 amino acids. The record is from RefSeq and is a predicted model, not a curated record. Gene Ontology annotation, biological process: magnesium ion transport.